GAACCUCUGCACAGCCUGAUCCUCACACAUUAUUAUGCAAAGAGAGGAGUAUAAAGAGGGGCUGCCUGCUCACUCACUGCAUCUCCCUGGGAUCAGAUAUCACAGGACACUAUCUCCUAGCUCUCCAGCUCCAUCACAUCCUCUGACCAGACAGGAUGGCUCCUUACAGCGCUACCAACAUACUCACUACUGAGCACAAUCACAAGGCACAAGGAAUAAGAAAGAUGAGAAAACCAGUGGUUGAAAAGAUGAGGAGAGAUCGGAUUAACAGCAGCAUCGAGCAGCUCAGGAUGUUACUGGAGAAAGAGUUUGAGAGUCAUCAUCUCCCAUCCAAACCAGAGAAAGCUGACAUCCUGGAGAUGGCAGUGAGCUUCUUGCAGCAGCACAUGGCUACCAAAUAUGCACAGUCCAGUCUAGUCCAAAUAGAAGGGCACUCUAAAUAUCACCAGGACUCUCUGCAGUUCGUCUCCCCAAAGAACCAGUCAGAGUUUCCAGAGAAGCUUCUGCACAAUUUCUAUGAGGAUCAUUCUGUGGCAGUCAGUCCUCCUCUGUCACCUUUGUACCAGACACCCACCAAAUGCACAACCCCUGGGCCCAGCAAAGUUAUCUGGAGACCCUUUUAGACAUUUAAUGAACUUUCUGAGCAUCACCUUUAACUCCAGGAUAUCCUGCAGGCUGGUGGCUUACCUGAUACUUUACUAUGACUAUGUAAUAGAAUAAGUGGUUAUUGUAAUGGUGCAAUACCAAAGCUAUUCUGUAGCUGUAUGGAUUAUAUCCAGACAAUGUCUGGUGCAUCUGGCUUCUACCAGACUGUUCAGUUAAAUGACAGAUAUUUGUAGCUGUCAGUAAGGACAUUAAGUAACUUACCUAAGUGAAAUUAAUUGUUAUUAUUAUAUAAUGAUAUACUUAUGACGUUGACCCUGAAAGUACAAUAGAUGCUUUAAGAAGAGGUCAGACCUUAUAGAUACUGAACUGCUGUGCAAAUGUGUCUAUAUAUUAUAAUAUCUGUAUCCUCAGUGAGGAGAAAAUAUAUUCCUAAGUUUGGUUUAGGAAAAUUGUAAAACUAUAUAGCUAGUUGUGACUUAUUAAUAUGUAUUCUACUGUGUAGUAUUCUAUGUUUUUUCUGAAGGGUUGCUUGGAGUUGUAGUUCCCAACAGUUGUAGAACUGGAUAAUUGUUAUCUCAGUCCUGUUAAGAACUAACUGAAUCUGUGAUUCAUUCAAUGUAUGCAGUUAUUGCACUUAUUGGUAUAUUAUAUAUUUAUAUAUACAUAUAUAUGUGUGUUAUGCAAAAUUUGCAUGUUUAUUUGUGCCUGAAUAUCAAAUGUGUGCCUUUAUUUAAAAUGAUGGCGAUGGCCUUUCAAUAAAUUGAUUUUUUUUUUACAAAUGAA
Messenger RNA from Xenopus tropicalis (tropical clawed frog), 1389 nucleotides. RefSeq names its product hairy and enhancer of split 5, gene 6 (gene hes5.6). The coding region runs from base 156 to 623 and encodes 155 amino acids. Lineage: Eukaryota; Metazoa; Chordata; Amphibia; Anura; Pipidae. The record is from RefSeq and is a predicted model, not a curated record. The transcript has 3 exons.